Exophiala mesophila is the source of this 1167-nucleotide messenger RNA. RefSeq lists its product as uncharacterized. The coding region runs from base 104 to 1090 and encodes 328 amino acids. Gene Ontology annotation, cellular component: catalytic step 2 spliceosome; Prp19 complex; post-mRNA release spliceosomal complex. The transcript has a single exon. The record is from RefSeq and is a predicted model, not a curated record. Lineage: Eukaryota; Fungi; Ascomycota; Eurotiomycetes; Chaetothyriales; Herpotrichiellaceae.
CAUAUCUUAUAAGUCACGGCCACAAAGCAAAUACUCCACUUGUUUCGCCAGUGGCCUCGACAUUCAACAACCGUCCACUUCCGCCGUUAACACAUCAUCAGCCAUGCCAGCCGCCAAACGGCGUAAAUUAAGCCAAGGCGAAGAAGAACGAGAGGAGAAAGUCGAACCCAGGAUGGAGCCGCCUGCUCCAGAACCCACCACAACCACAUCAUCUCACAACGGAGAGGAACCACCCGAAAAGGCACCUGAAUCCGAAGCAACACCAACACCAACACCAACACCAACCCCGGCAUCAAAAGUCACCACCGCGACACCUUCUUCAUCAACCAACACCGACCGUCUCGCCCGCUUCGCUGCCCUCAAAUCCCGCGCUGCAGCAUCAUCAAAGUCCAAUCUCGCCGAGACAAAAGCCGAGGCCAACCGCGCGGCCGUCGAUCCCACGGUGCUAGCCAAUCUCGCCCGACGCAGUGCCAUCGCCUCCCACAACCUUCUCAAAGCCGACACAGAAGAAGAAGGCGGCGAAGGGGCCUUCGAACGAAAACGAGCAUGGGAUUAUACAAUUGAAGAAUCCGAACGCUGGGACGAACGAGUAUCCCGGAAGAAACACGCUCGCGAUAAUGUAUUUUUCCAAGACUACAGCACAGAAGCGGCCAAAAUCUACGAUAAACAAAUGCGCGAACUGGAGAAAAGUGCGGCCAAAGAAGGCGGGCGUAAUCGAGCGGAUUACGAGGCACAAAAGGCUGAAAUCAUCAAUACAGCAGCACGCACAGGAGGAUUGGAAAUCGUCGAGAUGGAGAAUGGAGAAUUGGUGGCGAUUGACAAAGAUGGACGGUUCUAUGCGGAUCAUGAUAGUGUGGGGUUUGUGGAACAGAAACCGAAGCGUGAAAAUGUCGAUCGAUUGGUGGCGGAUUUGAAAAAGGCGGAUGAUAUGAGGAUGAAGAAACGAAAGGAUCGGGGUCGUGAUGACGAGUCCGGCGAUGUCACCUACAUCAAUGAGAAGAACAAACAGUUCAAUCUCAAAUUGGCCAGGUUUUAUGAUCGAUAUACAACGGAGAUUAGAGAGAGUUUUGAGAGGGGGACGGCGAUGUGAAUAUGAAUUAGAUUCAAGCAUCAAGGCGAGAGGUAUUUUAUGUUUCGAACGAACCCUGGCGAGCAACUUGGCUCGAU